GUGUUUUUUUCUGCACUUCAUACACCCUAUAAAAGGUUGGACUUAGGAGUCUUUUAUUUUUCAAGUCAUACUCUUGUCAAUAAACCAAAAAAGAUUAGAUUUUCUUGUUUUUGGAAUUCUUUUCACCAAAACCCAAAUCUUGUUUUUUGUUCUUGUUAUAUAAUUGAGGGUUAGUUUAUUUUAUUUUAUUUAAUUUAAUUUAGUAGUAUGUCGAAGAGUAUACUUGUGACAGGGGGUGCAGGGUAUAUUGGGAGUCAUACAGUGUUGCAAUUGUUGCUUGGUGGAUAUAAAACUGUUGUGAUUGAUAAUUUGGAUAAUUCUUCUGAAAUUGCUAUUAAAAGGGUUAAAGAAAUUGCUGGUGAAUAUGGCCAUAAUCUCUCCUUUCAUAAGGUGGAUCUUCGUGAUAAGCCUGCAAUUGAGGAGAUUUUCCGGUCUAACAAAUUUGAUGCUGUUAUCCAUUUUGCUGGACUAAAAGCUGUUGGUGAAAGUGUUGAGAAACCUCUGAUGUACUAUGACAACAACCUUAUUGGAACAAUUACCCUCUUGAAAGUUAUGGCAGCGCAUGGAUGCAAAAGGCUCUUCAUCGAAGAAAUAUGCCGUGAUGUACAAAACGCCGACUCUGAAUGGAAAAUCAUAUUGUUGCGGUACUUUAAUCCUGUUGGUGCUCAUCCAAGUGGCAAAAUUGGUGAAGAUCCACGAGGAAUUCCCAACAACCUUAUGCCAUUUGUUCAACAAGUUGCUGUUGGCAGAAGAAAAGAGCUGACAGUUUAUGGAACUGAUUAUAAGACGAAGGAUGGUACAGGGGUUCGCGAUUACAUUCAUGUUGUGGAUUUAGCAGAUGGACACAUAGCUGCCUUGCAGAAGCUAUCUGAUCCUUCCAUAGGCUGUGAAGUGUACAACUUGGGAACUGGAAAAGGAACUUCAGUCUUUGAAAUGGUAGCUGCAUUUGAGAAGGCAUCGGGAAAGAAAAUUCCACUGGUGAUGUCUGGUCGACGCCCUGGAGAUGCUGAAAUUGUAUAUGCUGCUACCGAGAAAGCAGAACGUGAAUUGAAGUGGAAGGCGAAAUAUGGCAUUGAAGAGAUGUGUAGGGAUCAGUGGAACUGGGCUAAGAAGAAUCCCUAUGGCUAUGAUGGAACUCCGGAAUCUAAUAAUUGUCACUGAAUUAUACUUCCAACUGCAUAAUAUGGUCAUAGCCGUUAUGUAUCCAUACAGUUAUUUUACCAACCAGUGGCCAUCAGUCUUUAAAGGGAUGAUUCAGCGUAUAGUUCUAGGGGUUAUAGAGGGGAUGCUAAUGUUUAUAUUGUCUAACUUAUAAGUUUCAGAGUGUAAUUGGGAGUUUCUAUGAGUCAGUAGUGAGAAAAAAAGGAAAUUUAGAAAGUUUAUGAAUAAUAACCUGUUCAAUUUAAGCAUAUAGUAGUAUUUCAUUUGUUCUUUCAUUCCUAUUCUUUCUUGUAUAAUAACUAUUAGCAUUUGGUUCUUGUUUUAGCACGCCAUAGCUGACCCUGAUUAAUUUGGGAUUGACACAUGGUUGAUUGAUAGAUAUAAUAGAAUCAUUCUUUAUUACA
Molecule: messenger RNA, 1565 nt
Organism: Lycium ferocissimum
Lineage: Eukaryota; Viridiplantae; Streptophyta; Magnoliopsida; Solanales; Solanaceae
Product: UDP-glucose 4-epimerase GEPI48-like
Exons: 8
Coding region: 208-1161 (317 amino acids)
Biological process (GO): rRNA processing; galactose metabolic process
Cellular component (GO): cytosol
Molecular function (GO): RNA binding; UDP-glucose 4-epimerase activity
Source: RefSeq, a predicted model, not a curated record